This is a messenger RNA of Panthera uncia (snow leopard), 2001 nucleotides long. RefSeq names its product thyroid hormone receptor interactor 10 (gene TRIP10). Bases 74 to 1909 code for a protein of 611 amino acids. NCBI's taxonomy places the organism in Eukaryota, Metazoa, Chordata, Mammalia, Carnivora, Felidae. Gene Ontology annotation, molecular function: protein binding. The record is from RefSeq and is a predicted model, not a curated record. The transcript is spliced from 14 exons.
CGCCGCCCCGAGCUGAGUCUCCCGGCGGCGGGCGGCGGGGACCGGGCGCGGCGGCGGCUUCGGCGGGAGCAGCAUGGAUUGGGGCACCGAGUUGUGGGAUCAGUUUGAGGUGCUCGAGCGGCACACGCAGUGGGGGCUGGACCUGUUGGACAGAUAUGUGAAGUUCGUGAAAGAGCGGACCGAGGUGGAGCAGGCUUAUGCAAAGCAACUGAGGAGCCUGGUGAAAAAAUACCUGCCCAAGAGGCCUGCCAAAGAUGACCCGGAAUCCAAGUUCAGCCAGCAACAGUCCUUCGUGCAGAUUCUCCAGGAGGUGAAUGACUUUGCGGGCCAGCGGGAGCUGGUGGCCGAGAACCUCAGCGUCCGCGUGUGUCUUGAGCUGGCCAAGUAUUCACAGGAGAUGAAACACGAGAGGAAGAUGCACUUUCAGGAAGGCCGUCGGGCCCAGCAGCAGCUGGAAAGUGGCUUCAAACAGCUGGAGAAUAGUAAGCGCAAAUUUGAGCGUGACUGUCGAGAGGCUGAAAAGGCAGCCCAGACUGCUGAGCGACUCGAUCAGGAUAUCAAUGCCACCAAGGCUGAUGUGGAGAAGGCCAAGCAACAAGCCCACCUUCGAAGUCACAUGGCAGAAGAAAGCAAAAAUGAGUACGCAGCCCAACUACAGCGCUUCAACCGCGACCAGGCCCACUUCUAUUUUUCCCAGAUGCCCCAGAUAUUCGACAAGCUUCAGGACAUGGAUGAGCGUCGGGCCACCCACCUGGGGGCUGGGUAUGGGCUCCUGUCAGAGGCCGAGCUGCAGGUGGUACCCAUCAUUGCCAAGUGUCUAGAGGGCAUGAAGGUGGCUGCGGAUGCCGUAGACGCCAAGAAUGACUCCCAGGUCCUAAUUGAGCUGCACAAGUCAGGCUUUGCCCGCCCGGGUGACGUGGAAUUCGAAGACUUCAGCCAGCCCAUGAACCGCGUGCCCUCAGACAGCAGCCUGGGCACCCCCUCUGAUGGACGGCCUGAGCUCCGAGGCCCGGGCCGUAGCCGUGCCAAGCGCUGGCCCUUCAGCAAGAAGAACAAGCCACGCCCUCCACCCUUCUCCCCCCUGGGGGGCCCCCUGCCCUCGGCAUUGCCUAAUGGACCCCCAUCCCCCCGCUCCGGCCUCGACCCCUUGGCCAUACUGAGUGAGAUCAGUAAGUCGGUCAAACCGCGGCUAGCAUCCUUCCGCAGCCUUCGAGGCAGCCGUGGGACAGUGGUGACAGAGGAUUUCAGCCACUUGCCCCCAGAGCAGCAAAGAAAGCGACUUCAGCAACAGCUUGAAGAACGGAGCCGUGAACUACAAAAGGAGCUUGACCAGAGGGGGGGGGGGGGGGGGGGGGGGGGGGGGGGGGGUGCUCCAGCUGUGUCUCAUCACAGCCUUGGGUGUGCAUGGGUGAUCUCAGGGAACCUCCAGGCCCAGAGUGGGCCGACCCCGGAGGAGCCCUGCCCUGGGAUUGACUUCGUGGCUCCCUCCUCUCAGGCUUGGCUGGCAGAGGCAGAGAGCCGAGUCCUGAGCAAUCGGGGAGACAGCUUGGGCCGCCACACCCGGCCUCCAGACCCCCCAGCCAGCGCCCCACCAGACAGCAGCAACAGCAACAACAGAUCACAGGAUAACAAGGAGAGCUCUGAAGAGCCCCUCUCAGAGGAGGGUCAGGAUGCCCCCAUCUACACGGAAUUUGAUGAGGAUUUUGAGGAGGAACCAGCAUCCCCCAUAGGUCACUGUGUGGCCAUCUACCACUUUGAAGGGUCCAGUGAGGGCACCAUCUCCAUGGCCGAGGGUGAAGACCUCAGUCUCAUGGAGGAGGACAAAGGCGACGGCUGGACCCGGGUCAGGCGGAAACAGGGAGGUGAGGGCUACGUGCCCACCUCCUACCUCCGCGUCACGCUCAACUGAACCCUGCCACAGGCGGGAAGAAGGGGGCUGUUGGCUGCUGCUUCUGGGCCACGGGGCGCCCCAGGACCUACGCACUUUAUUUCUGCCCCCGU